AAACCCCAAAUUUAAUUCCAUUUAACCCCAGGAUGAUUUUAUUUCCUGUUUUUAUUCCAUAGCUAAAUUCUCUUCCCCUUCAUUUCUGAGCUCUUGAAUUCUCUCCCAUCGCUUGGCAAAGCCCAGCAGGGUCCAUGAAAUGGUGUUUUCCAUCGUUUCUUCACUUGGCCCAGAAAGGAAAAGCCUGAAAUUCCCAGAUUUAGCUCCAGAUCUUCCUGAAAAGCACUCAAAUUCAUUAAGCGAGCGCGUUAAUUAACCUAAUAGGACUGGAAAUCUAAUUGUUUGUGGCUUUUUUCUCAGCAUAGAAGUGAGGAAGGAAAGGUGGGUUUGGAGAAAACCUUUUGGGAUCUUCAUUGGGGUCAAGUCAAAAACAAGGGAUGUUCUUUUGGUCCAAUUCCAUGCUUUGCAGGCAAAAGUCCUCCUGGAAAUUCUGGAUGAGACGCCUCGAAAAGGCUUUGUGGCUUCUCCCUCAUUUGAAUACGUCCUCUGAUGUAACAGUGGUGGCUCUGGUGGGACAUCUCUGCAGGGAGGAGCACUGAGCCUGAAGAAGACCCAUGGCCGCAGCCACCAAGAGACGAAGAAGAACCUCAAGAAGGAAGAGGAAGAAGCAGAAAGUCCAGUGGAUAAAACCUGCGCUGAAGCACAGAAGGUCUCUGACUCGGAAGGGAUGGAGCAGCUGGUUGAAGAAGGGAUGGUGGAACAGGUACAUCUCCAGGCUGCUGCGCCAGCUGCCAUCCCAGACCACGUCGCUGAAGGCCAAGAGGUUGAUGAACACCUCCAUGGGUGACCUUUGCAAGCGGUUGGUCACCAAGGCGGACCGCCGGAGGAGGCAGCGCCGAGGAUCCUUCAUGGGCACCUUGGAGCUGCAGGCUGCUCUGGAGGAGGUCAAGAAAGGAGGGGGGAAACCAUCGCAGACAGGGGAUGCUCUCGGCCCCAUGGAGCCAUGGGUGCUGCUGGAUCCACGGCAGAAGGCUCUGUACCGGGAUGUGAUGCAGGAGAGCUACGAAACCCUCAUGUCCCUCGCACAAGGGCUGGUGAGUGGAAAAAUGGUGGAGGACACCGUGGUGGAAACCUGCGAGGAGCUCAAACCGUGCUCGUCCCACAGCCCGGAAAGGGAGAAAACCCUUGGUUCCAACAGACGGAAAACAAAGCGCCCGGAUAAAGCCGUACCGCAAGGCGCUCCCAAGAUGCCCGAAGCCCCAACGAUUCCCAAACUGGAUUGUGCCAAACCCCUCCGUGGGGCAACCAGCAAAGGGCUGGUAAGGGAACGGCCGUUCGGCUGCACCGACUGCGGGAAGAGCUUCCCGUGGGCUUCACACUUGGAGCGGCACCGGCGGGUGCACACAGGCGAGCGGCCGUUCGGCUGCGCGGAAUGCGGUGAGACCUACAGCCAAAGUUCUCACCUCCUCCAGCACCGCCGGACGCACGCCAGCGAUCGACCACAUAAGUGCGGCGACUGCGGCAAGCGCUUUGCCAGCGCGGCCGAGCUGGCGGCACACGGCCGGGGUCACACUGCUGAGAAACCUCACAAAUGCAGCGACUGCGGCAAAGGUUUCGUCUGGGCGUCCCACCUCGCCCGGCACCGGCGCGUCCACACCGGCGAGAAGCCCUACCACUGCGGCGAGUGCGGUGAAGCCUUCAGCCAAGGCUCGCACCUCGCCAAGCACCGGCGCAGCCACACCGGCGAGCGGCCCCACCGCUGCCCGGCUUGCGGCAAGACCUUUUGCCAAAGCUCCGACUUGGCACGUCAUCGCCGCACCCACCUUGGCAAGAAAGCUUUGCGUUGCGGUGACUGUGGAAAGCUUUUCCGAGCCGGGCUGGCAUUGGCGCGACAUCAACAGUGUCACCGGCGAGAACGCAGCCAUCGUUGCGCCGAUUGCGGGAAGGGCUUCGUCUGGGCGUCCCACCUGGAGCGGCACCGGCGGGUGCACACGGGCGAACGGCCCUUUCCCUGCGGAAGCUGCGGUGAACGCUUUGCCCAAAAAGCCCAUCUUCUCCAGCACCGGAAAACCCAUUCUCCUGACCGGCCCUACAAGUGUGGGGACUGUGGGAAACGCUUCGGCGAAGCUUCGUCCUUCCUCGCCCACCAGCGCAGCCACGCCACCCAGAAGAGCUUCACCUGCGGCGAGUGCGGCAAAGGCUUCGCGUGGGCGUCCCACCUAGAACGCCAUCGCCGCGUCCACACCGGCGAGAAGCCCUUCGAGUGCCCCGAGUGCGGUGAAGCCUUCAGUCAAAGCUCCCACCUCACCAAACAUCGCCGGAGCCACGUUCCCAAAGCCGCUUUCCCACUCGGAUCCCAACCGUUGUCCCUCUCCAGGACCCAGUUGGUGGCGGUGAAGCCCCACCACGGCAUUGAAGGUUUGGUGAAGGUGCCCGGGAAGCCUUGAAGGACUGAGAUCCCGGCAUCCAUGCGAUGGAUGAGGGACAAUGACCAAGGGAAAACUCAGCUUGGGGACUAAGGAAGGGGUUUGGAGAGAGAGAGCCUCUUCCCAAAGGAUUUGGGCUCUUCUCCAUUGGGAAAGGAUGGAUCUCGUGCCAAAAUAUGGAGCCUGCAGUGGUGAGGAGCCUCGUAGGACCACGAUCUUGGCAUCCAUGCGAUGGAUGUAGGACCAUCCUAUAUCCUUUCCCAAGGAAAAGCUUGGUUUGGGACAGCAAGGGCAUCAAGUGACAUUUAAAGGGAGAAGGGUGGCACCAGGGUGGGUGAUGGUGCUCCAGCAGGGAUCAGAGUGGUGGGAUUUAUCCUUCCCAAUGUCUCCCAGCGCCUUGCCGUGAAGGGGAACCUGGAAAGGGAGAGCUCUGGAGAGAAGGAGCUUCUUCCCAAGGGAUUUGGGCUCUUCUCCAUUGGGAAAGGAUGGGUCUUCUGCCAAAAUAUGGAGCCUGCAGUGGCGAGGAGCCUUGUAGGACCACGAUGGUGGCAUCUGUGUGAUGGAUGGGGGACACUGUCCAAGCAAAAACUUGGGUUUGGGGGACACCAAGUGACGUUUAAAGGGAGAAGGGUGGCACCAGGGUGGGUGACGGUGCUCCAGCAGGGAUCAGAGUGGUGGGAUUCAUCCUUCCCAAUGUCUCCCAGCGCCUUGCCGUGAAGGGGAACCUGGAAAGGGAGAGCUCUGGAGAGAAGGAGCUUCUUCCCAAGGGAUUUGGGCUCUUCUCCACCGGGAAAGGAUGGAGGUAACGCAGGAUUGCUUCUUACGCCAAAAUCCAGCGUCCUUUACGCCUGCUCCUCGCUGCUGCCGGGCUGGAGAAGGGAAUGUCACCUCGCACCGAUGCAGAGGGUGAGAUGCCGAGGGCACAGCGGGUUUGGCAGCGGGAGGUGCCGGCGUGGGGCAGGGAAUAAAAAAGGGAGGUUUGUGCCCCGCAGCCGCCUGUGUCCGGCUUCUCCUUGUGCCCCACCAGCUCCGUCCUCCGUCGCUUUUCCGCGCUUCCUAUAGGAAACACCGUGAGCAUCUUCUCCCUCUCCAAAGACAAAACCACACGGAAAUAAUCUGAGGGGUUUUUUUGUUUUUCUUUUCCACUGAGCUACUUUCUACUUUAUUCCCUGCUAUCACGAAGCCGAGGGAACCCGAGCUCCCCACCGAAUUCCCAGCUCGGCGCGUUCCCAAACCACCCUCGGCAUUUGGGGGGGGGUCCCAGCAGGAAGCAGCGGCGCUGGGGAUGGAUGCAGGACCCCGUGGCUCUUCCCUGAGCUGUUUGCCCCCAAAAGCUCCCUGUGGAAUGGGAGUUCUCCGGAUUAUUUUACCCCUGCGUUCCCUUCCCGUGUCUCCAGGAGCGAAGCAGAGGAUGAGGAAGGUGAGAGGGAGAAGUUCCAUCUCCCCACCGCCCUAAAUUAUCCCCCAGCCCUCC
Cuculus canorus (common cuckoo) is the source of this 3840-nucleotide messenger RNA. Its product is annotated as zinc finger protein CKR1. Gene Ontology annotation, cellular component: nucleus. Gene Ontology annotation, biological process: regulation of DNA-templated transcription. The transcript is spliced from 4 exons. Gene Ontology annotation, molecular function: protein heterodimerization activity. Lineage: Eukaryota; Metazoa; Chordata; Aves; Cuculiformes; Cuculidae. The record is from RefSeq and is a predicted model, not a curated record. The coding region runs from base 555 to 2387 and encodes 610 amino acids.